Messenger RNA from Vicia villosa (hairy vetch), 1290 nucleotides. Its product is annotated as probable WRKY transcription factor 15. The coding region runs from base 114 to 1100 and encodes 328 amino acids. The transcript is spliced from 3 exons. Gene Ontology annotation, molecular function: DNA-binding transcription factor activity; sequence-specific DNA binding. NCBI's taxonomy places the organism in Eukaryota, Viridiplantae, Streptophyta, Magnoliopsida, Fabales, Fabaceae. Gene Ontology annotation, biological process: regulation of DNA-templated transcription. The record is from RefSeq and is a predicted model, not a curated record.
AGUCAUAAACAUAACUCCUUUUCUUUUCUUUGUCAACACACUCUCUCCCCUCUUUAUUCUCACCCUUUCCUUCUCUCUCCCCCCUUUUCUUUGAUGGUUUUGUUGCUCCAGCUAUGGCAGUAGAACUCAUGACAGGUUACAACACAACCAAAACCUUCACUUCCAUAGCCGAACAAAAUGCUGUCCAAGAAGCAGCCUCCGGCUUAGAAAGCGUCGAAAAACUCAUCCAAUUACUCUCCCAAGCACGCCACAAAUACCACACCCCUUCAUCUUCCUCUUCCUUUUCACCUUCAAACCCCAACACCACCACCACCACCAACGCUUCCAUGGAGAUUGAAAGAGACUGCAAAGCCGUCGCUGACAUCGCUGUCUCCAAAUUCAAACGCGUUAUUUCACUUCUCGAAAAAACCAGAACCGGUCACGCUCGUUUCAGAAAAGCCCCGUUACCACAACCUUCUGAUCAACCAAUCUUCAACGCUACCCCUCUUCAACAGAUUCCACCGGCGCUACCAUCAUCAACGACCCUUCACCGUCCUAUAAUCAAGAGAAACGAUUCCUCCAAAACCCUUAAUUUUUCGUACUCCUCCGCUGCUAAUUCCUUCAUUUCUUCACUCACCGGCGAGACAGACAUCAAGCAGCAACCGUCGUCUUCUUCGCCGGCCGGGGGUUUUCAGAUCACGAAUCUGUCUCAUGUUUCGUCUGUUGGUAAGCCUCCACUGUCCUCUUCUUCGAUGAAAAGAAAGUGUAGCUCUGAAACUUUGGGGUCUGGAAAGUGCGGUAGUUCUUCUAGCCGCUGUCAUUGUUCCAAAAAAAGGAAAUUAAGAUUGAAGAGGGUUGUUAGGGUUCCUGCAAUCAGCUUGAAGAUGGCUGAUAUUCCACCAGAUGAUUAUUCCUGGAGAAAAUAUGGUCAGAAACCUAUCAAGGGUUCACCUCAUCCAAGAGGAUACUACAAGUGCAGUAGUGUGAGAGGAUGUCCAGCAAGAAAACAUGUAGAGAGAGCACUAGAUGAUGCAUCCAUGUUGGUGGUAACCUAUGAAGGAGAGCACAACCACUCACUUUCUGCAGCAGAUGCAACUAAUCUGAUUCUAGAGUCAUCUUAAUGAAAAUUGAAUGUUGUUACAGCAUUUUCAAAAUGGAAAAUUGAUGGUUAUGGUUUGUAGAAUUAAUGCAGAUUUAGUGGUUGUUUAAUUUCCCCGUACAAAAGAGUCAAAGAUGGUGGUGGAUUUGGUAAACGGAUUUGAAAUUGAAUCUCAAAGUUAAACAAAAGAAAGUGGGAGUUAUUUCUUGUUA